CCCCAUCGCCCGGCUCCCCGCGGGGGCUGCGGGCUGCUUCCUCCCGCGGCCGGGCGCCUAACGCGGUACCUCAGGGCCCGGCCUCGCUCGCCUCACCGGAGAGCUCCGCGCGCCGCAGCACAGGGUCAAAGUCUCUCACUGAGGAACAUCAAGAGCUGGGAAAGCCACCCAUGAUGGAUCGCCUCCUUCUGGCUCUGCUUUUCCUGUUGCAAGGGGUUGACGGAAGCAGCCACCACACAGAAGACUUCCGAUUUUGUGGCGAAAGAAACCAAACAAAGAAAAGUUAUAUCACUUAUCAGAUGCGGCCAGAGAACAACAUCAUUACCAUCGAGAACAGUGCUGAGAUGCUGAAGAUAAGUGCGCCAUUCGAACCAAACCCUGUAAACUACCAUUUACCGGACAAAUUGGGGAACUACCGCUUGUGCCUCUACUGGUACCAAAGCGAUAGGAUUUUCAACCUCACGUAUGGCAAAAACAACUACACACUGAGUACCAAGGCGCACCCUUCCUUCAACUUUUCAAACCCCAGCGCACCGCAGAAUAGAAAUGGGGUUCCUGUGCUUUCCAAAGUGUCCUAUGCCUAUGGCAGGGGCCUGCGAAACACUUCCCUCAGCAGUGCUGCUGUUUACUCCUUCUCUAUCCAUGACAUCAGCAAGGUGCAUGAGAUUGAAGAAGCAUUAAGGAAUUUAGAAAACUACAUGAAGAAUCCCAAUAAACCCACUGGAAGAAAGACCAGUGCCAGAGCACCAUAUGAGGAACUUCUGCGUUUGGAAUCAGACCUGAGACAGGCAAUGGUUGAAGGGGAGUGCAAGACUUUUGGGACGAGUACAGUGCGUGCAACUGUUUUGAAGAUAGGACCCAGCAAAGCCUCUCAGGAUCUUCCCCUCAUGUCUGAAUUGGAGGUGGGCAGAGAGGUCCAUGGGUUUGCAGUGAAUCUGCCAAGGAUCCUCUUUGCACAGGCGAAGGGCAGGGGGAGGAACGCUGAGAGCAGAGUGCUCCUGAUGGAUAUCAACAGCCAGGCCCUUUUCCAGGACCAGAACGGCAGCAGGGUGCUCGGUGAAAAGGUGAUUGGCAUCACCGUGGGGAACACCUCUGUAUCAGGCCUCCAACAGGACGUGGUCCUCAAAUUCUUUCAUGACCAGCUACCGAGGAACGUGACUCCACAGUGCGUGUUCUGGGACAUGGACUCCAGCCACGGCCACGGCAGCUGGAAAAGUGAUGGCUGUGCAACAGAGAUGGGUAAAAACCAGACAGUUUGCCGUUGCAACCACCUCACCUAUUUUGCUGUGCUGAUGAUGUCCUCUCCAGAGAUAGAUUACAUCCACAAGGAGUACCUGACGAUCAUCACCUACAUUGGCUGCAUUAUCUCAGCUGUGGCUUCCCUCUUCACCAUCUUCCUCUUCUGCUGCUCCAGGAGGAAGCACAGAGAUGGCACCGUAAACAUCUACAUUCACAUGAACCUGCUGGGGGCCAUCUUCCUGCUGGACGUGAGCUUCCUCAUUACUGAGCACUUGGCCCUCAUUGGCAGCGAGGCAGCCUGCAAAGCGGGGGGCAUGUUCCUGCACCUCUCUCUGCUGGGCUGCCUGACCUGGAUGGGCAUUGAGGGCUACAAUCUGUACAGGCUGGUGGUGGAGGUCUUCAACACCUACGUGGAGCACUUCAUGCUCAAGCUCUGCCUGGUGGGCUGGGGGCUUCCCAUCUUUAUCGUGAGUGUGAUCUUCCUAGCGAAUCAGGCAAAUUAUGGACUAUUUCACAUAGAAGUAUUUGAAUCCCUUGAGAAAUCCACCAGUGCAACCAUAUGCUGGAUCACAGCCCCCCUGAUCCAUAACAUAGUGAACCUGGGCUUCUUCAGCCUGGUGUUCCUCUUCAACACAGCCAUGCUGGGAGCCAUGGUGCGGGAGAUCCUCAGGCAGAGAAACAGAGGACACGAGCUUAAGCAUGCCCUGGUGCUCCUGGGGCUGAGCCUCGUGCUGGGCAUCCCCUGGGCACUGGCGUUCUUCUCCUUUUCCUCCGGAUCGUUCCGGCUCAUCAUCAUCUACCUCUUCACCAUCAUCAACACUUUGCAAGGCUUCCUCAUCUUCCUCUGGUACUGGACAAUGGUGCUGCAGGUCAGAAAGUUGAAGUCCUACCCCUCACUGAACAACUCUGACAGUACCAGGUUGCCAGUCAGCACCAGCCGCACAAACGCAGACUGAAUCGCCCGCUUUCUCUGGUCACAGCUGGGACUGUCUUUUCCCUGUGAGUCAAGAACCAGGGAUCGCAGUCCCAGAGGGGAGGUGGGGGCAUCAUGUUUGUUUGAUGUUCCUGCCUUGCUACAUGCAGCCAUGUAUAAUCACAAGGAAUGUUGAGAAAUUCACACACACUCCCAGACACUCUGAAGUGGGAUCGACUGUGGGGGAGGGAUAGCUCAGUGGUUUGAGCAUAGGCCUGCUAAACCCAGGUUGUGAGUUCAAUCCUUGAGG
Chelonoidis abingdonii (Abingdon island giant tortoise) is the source of this 2462-nucleotide messenger RNA. RefSeq names its product adhesion G protein-coupled receptor G1 (gene ADGRG1). NCBI's taxonomy places the organism in Eukaryota, Metazoa, Chordata, Testudines, Testudinidae. Gene Ontology annotation, biological process: adenylate cyclase-activating G protein-coupled receptor signaling pathway; cell surface receptor signaling pathway. Gene Ontology annotation, cellular component: plasma membrane. Gene Ontology annotation, molecular function: G protein-coupled receptor activity; heparin binding. The record is from RefSeq and is a predicted model, not a curated record.